AAGGAAUGGCUGCAGGUGUUCGUAACCCUAUCCUUUCGACAAUGAAGUAGAUAACCUAUGUCCCACAUCGCACAAAUGAAAUUUUCCGAUCAACCAGACAAACCUCCAUCCUUCUUCCCCAAAUGAAACUCCUCACUCUUCCUCUCCCUCAUCCCUGUUCUUCAAACCCCACCCUCCUCCGCUUCAGAUUCAAACCCCAAUCAUCUCUACAGUACCCAAAUCUCACUCCCCCUAAACCCCAAUCCCAAGCAACCCCAAAACCACGUGUCGUCAUCAUAGGCGCCGGCCUCGCCGGCCUAGCCGCAGCCACCCACCUCAACUCCCAAAACAUCCCCUUCCUCCUUCUCGAAGCUUCCGAUGACGUCGGCGGUCGUGUCCGAACCGACGUCGUCGACGGCUUUCUUCUCGACCGCGGAUUUCAAAUCUUCAUUACGGCAUACCCCGAAGCUCAGAAGCUUCUCGAUUACCAAGCCCUCGAUCUUCAAACAUUCUACUCCGGCGCUCGAAUCUACUAUAACGGCCAGUUUCACACCGUAGCCGAUCCUCUACGCAAUUUCUGGGACUCCAUUAAGUCCUUAGCAAACCCAGUCGGAUCAGUUUCUGAUAAAUUGCUUAUCGGAUUGACGAGACUCCGGGUCUUGACCAAAUCCGAUGAAGAGAUAUUUGCUUCCAGUGAAGUCUCCACGAUGGAGUUGUUGAGGAAAACCGGGUUUUCGGAUUCGAUUAUAGGCCGAUUCUUUCAGCCGUUUUUCGGGGGAGUUUUCUUCGACAAGGAGCUCGAGACAACUUCUAGAUUGUUCGAUUUCAUCUUCAAGUGUCUUGCUUUAGGCGACAACACUCUUCCUUCCAAAGGCAUUGGCACCAUUCCUAAACAAUUGGCGGCAAAGUUGCCAUCGGAUUCGAUCCUCUUCAAUUCGAAGGUCCUUUCGAUUGAUUUCGAAGGGGAGGCGCCGAUUGUGAGAUUGGAGAGUGGAGAGGAAUUGAGUAGUGAGCUAGGAGUGAUAGUGGCAGUGGAGCAACCAGAAGCGGAUAAGCUUUUGGCGGGAAAGGUGUAUGAACCGGUCCAAAGGAAACCGGCUCGGAGUACUGUUUGUUUAUAUUUCUCAGCCGACCGGGCCAAUAUUCCGGUUCAAGACCCGGUUUUGUUUCUCAACGGUUCAGGUGAGGGGAUUGUGAAUAAUAUGUUCUUUGCAACAAAUGUGGCUCCGUCUUAUGGGCCAACUGGUAAGGCUUUGGUGUCAAUAUCCCUGGUCGGAGACUUUGAGAGUGUGAGUGAUGAGGAUUUGACGGUUCAAGUUGUUCGUGAGCUCUCGGAUUGGUUUGGGGGAGCAAUGGUAGGAUCUUGGAAACAUCUAAGAACGUACCGAAUCAAAUUUGCACAACCAAAUCAAUCUCCGCCCCUUGAUUCAACUAGAGAUUCUCGAGUUAAGUCGGGUGUUUACGUAUGCGGUGACCAUGUGACCACUGCCACAUUUGAUGGUGCUUUGGUUUCAGGAAGAAGAGCGGUAGAAGCUUUACUCAGAGACAAUGCCUUGAAUCGAGUAUUUUAAGGUUUAAGAUUGUAAAAAGACGAGUAAGAGUUGUAUUCUAUAUUUUUUUGUGAUAUACCAUUCAAAUUGAUACAGUAACAUUUAAACCUUAAUCCAUAUCCCAAUCAAUCUUCUUAUUUAUGUAUUUAUUUUUAUGGGAAUGAAAGGCUCAUUCAUUGAUGUGAAAUCAUUACAUUCAGAAAGUAUAUGAGCCUCCACACUUGGAGGGGUGUUGGUAAAGAAGUCUAUACCAAACUGACCAGAUUUGGCCUCCUGAUCGAGCCAAGGUCUGCGCAACCAAAUCAACCUUCCUACUGCCAUAGAUCACUCUAGCAUCCAAGGCAUCAUGCAACAGAGCUCACAAGUCAUCAAUCAGGAACCCCAGGUCCGAAUGGUCAAGGGAAGACCCAGGAAUAGCAUGAACCAAAUCCAUACAUUCUGUUUCCACUAUCACUGGGGUAAGAUGCUGAUCAAUAGCCAACUGCACCCCUAGAAGCAAGGCUAACAACUCCGCAUGCUGAGGGGAGUUGGUCACUGUAACUGUGUGUCGAAAGCCUCCCAAAACAGCCCCUUCAUAGUCUCUAAACACACCUCCGGAUCCUGCAAUACCCGUAGCUAAACUAAAGGCCGCAUCCACAUUUAAUUUAAUAAAACCAAUAGGAGGCUUUUGCCAUUUGAUCAAUGUUCUUGAGCCAUUAGCAGAAGGGAAAGGAGUACGAGCAGCCUUAUAUAUAGUCCUCCCACCAUCUCAUCAUCAACGGCACAAUUUCAGUUGCCAUCUUUCUCUCUCCACCCCAAAUUCGUGAGUUCCUAUUACGCCACGUAGCCCAAAUAAUCAUCAACAAGUGAGAGAAAGCUGCAGGUGAUAAUGUAUAAAUGGAUACCAACCAAUCCACAACACAGGAAGCAGCGGUGAGAGUCGGAAUAUUAGCCAUUUGGAGUACACUUACUGCAUGGGGGCAAUCUCGGAGGCAAUGAAUAGGGAACCCACUUCUUCAUCACAAAACGGGCAUUGGAUAUCAAUAGCAAUACCUCUCUCACUACGUCGGCCUUUGUCACUAAGAAUCGGUUCAUUAAUAAUAAUAUUGCAACCGAUAUUUCUAUACCCAUGCUGGCUCGUGGUUAAUGGUUGGUGUACUGGUGGUUCUUAGCUAGUCGGAUUGGUGUGCUAACGGUCUUCAACUAAAUUGUGAAAAGGAUUCGAGAACUACAGGUGGAGUCUGUUGUAUUGUUGCCAUUGUAAUUGAAGUUUUGUUUAGCUUUGCGUCUUUAACACUAGUCAUGCAAUAUAUCAACCAAAAAAGCUUCGUUAGCUUA
Messenger RNA from Rosa rugosa (rugosa rose), 2846 nucleotides. RefSeq names its product 15-cis-phytoene desaturase, chloroplastic/chromoplastic. Lineage: Eukaryota; Viridiplantae; Streptophyta; Magnoliopsida; Rosales; Rosaceae. The transcript has a single exon. The record is from RefSeq and is a predicted model, not a curated record. Gene Ontology annotation, molecular function: oxidoreductase activity. The coding region runs from base 123 to 1550 and encodes 475 amino acids.